Ornithodoros turicata is the source of this 868-nucleotide messenger RNA. Its product is annotated as transmembrane protein 70 homolog, mitochondrial-like. Lineage: Eukaryota; Metazoa; Arthropoda; Arachnida; Ixodida; Argasidae. Gene Ontology annotation, biological process: mitochondrial proton-transporting ATP synthase complex assembly. Gene Ontology annotation, cellular component: mitochondrial membrane. The record is from RefSeq and is a predicted model, not a curated record. The transcript has 3 exons. Bases 125 to 826 code for a protein of 233 amino acids.
UUUCUCUUUUUAGCCCGUAUUUAGCCGCAGCUUGAAGAACCACGAACCUACCGGAACCUGGAACGGGCAAUUGAGGCAUUUCCAUGAAGUAAUUCGUCCCACUUUGGGCCUGUUUGCGCUAUAAAUGGCAAGCCUCAUUCGUGGUGGGCUGUUACCAUCGAAGUGUCUCAUUUACACUGCGUGUUGUCCUAACUGGAAAUGUGCCACAAGAACACGACUGAUAUGCCUCGAAAGGCCACCCAUGAAAAGUGUUACCACCAGACACGGUUCUACAUCUACUCCACCUGGCCAAUUUCAGUAUGAUGCCGAAAACCACAACACUAUAGUGUAUUCAGGAUCACUGAGGUCCACAUUGAAACUUGUCAAAGGUUUCUCAUUGACGACCAGCUUUGUUGGCGUCCUCGUUCAACCCAUCCUGCUACAGAAACUCAUGGAUAAACCAAUAGGAGUGGCAUUAACAGUUGUUGCUACUACAUCGUUCUUUAUUGUUGUCACACCCUUAUUACUCCAUCUUAUUGCAAAAAGAUAUGUGACUGAACUUACUUUCAAUUCCUCAACACAAACGUUUGAGGCUACAACCUUAACCCUUCUGAAUAGGCAAACAAAAAUGAGCUUCAGUGCUGCAGAUGUUAAAGUUCCAGAAAUUCCAGGUGCCCUCACUACAUUUCUGGUUAAAGGCCGUCCCCUCUUCGUGGACCCACAGUUAUUUCAAGAUGUGGAUGCAUUGGAACGCUUGAUGGGCUAUGAUAAACCCAUCGACUGGCACCUUGAAGAACCAAGCGGGAAGGUUCCGGAGCAGGCCACCGACCUAAAGAAAGAAACGUGAUGGCCUUUUUGUAUAUUUAGGAUAAAUAGACAGUAUAUUGUA